UUUACCACCUUUCUGAUAUCCACGUCUCCGAUCGUUUUCUCACAACUGCUAAAGUUCUGACAAGUUUUACUCGAAACAAACAACAUGGCAAAGAGUGUUCGAGCCAGUGUUUCCAAGCGCAACAGGGCCAAACUCCGGGCCACAGUCUUUGGCCCUGCUACUGAUGCGCGGACAGAGAGGCUGUCUGCAAAGUUGAAAGAGCUGGCUUCUCAGCCGAUAAUCAGAGAACACAAAACUUCAAGUAUGGAACUGGAUACUACAGGAACUGGUAACCAAGUCAAAUCUACAGACAGCAAACCAUCAGUAAUAAAUGAAGACAUGGACGUCGACACAAUGUCUGUUAAGCACACUCAAAGUCGCUCUAAGAAGUCAGGACGUGUUCAAAAACGCAAGAAGCCCCGUUCCUCCAUUGUCUUCCAAUCACAUCCUUCGAAAACAAAAAAGGGAUCUCAAAGGAAGUGAUUAAUAAAUCUCGAAAGCGGACGAAUGACAUCUGAAAAGCGGCGUUGGGAGUUUUAGCUUGCAAAAGGUACUUGCAUUUUUCCAGCUCCACUGCGUCAAACAUGUGGGAGCCUUAUGGUACAAAACUAUCAAGCACAACCAUCCCUGGGCGAUACUCCCAGAUUGGGACUUUGAGUUUGCAUACAGAGGUACUAGAAGGAACAUGUGCCUCUUAUCAAACCAUCAAGGAUUAAUAUUUUUGGCUUGAGACCAUUCGUUACUAUUAUUACGGCUAUCAAUUUUCCACGUAUCUGUGUUAAGGUGCAUACUCUGGGUAUCUUCAUAACAAGACGGUGUGCUUAAUGCAUGCAUAUACCUCUCUAAAGUCAUAUAAUUUAUCAACCUGCUA
Aspergillus novofumigatus IBT 16806 is the source of this 850-nucleotide messenger RNA. Its product is annotated as DUF2423 domain-containing protein. Gene Ontology annotation, cellular component: preribosome, large subunit precursor. The record is from RefSeq and is a predicted model, not a curated record. Bases 85 to 462 code for a protein of 125 amino acids. The transcript is spliced from 3 exons. Lineage: Eukaryota; Fungi; Ascomycota; Eurotiomycetes; Eurotiales; Aspergillaceae.